GCGGGGGAAGCAGGCCUGGGGGGCGCCCCCUCCCCUCGGCUGACAGGGUGCCUGAGAGCCCCGCUCCCCUCCCCCCCACCGAGAGGCAGCUGCGUCGCUGCCCUUGGGGUUGCUGAGGGGCGCCUCCCGGCCUUACGGGACCGCGUGGAGCUUUCUUAAAAGGGGCUGAGAAUGGAGCCGCCUCUGGGUGGGCGUCGGCGCCCAAUGUGCUGUUGACAUCUUGUUACCUAUCUUCACAAAGAGGUCCUAGCCGUUGUAACCCCCAUCCCCACCCCAUCUAUAAUCUAGAACAUGCGGUGGUUUUAGUUCCGUGGGCUUCGGCUGUAGUUGCAGAAAGUGUUAGGGACUAGCCUCUUGCAACAGGGAUCAGAGCCUCGUGGCAUUUGAAGGGGUGACACAGUCAAGCCCCCUGGAUCAUGAGAGCUUAUGUCACAAUCGCUGUUAGUCUUUGAAGGAAGUUGACAAGUCUCUGUUUUCAGGGUUGGCCCGGCCCAAGACGUUUUGCUGCCUGAGCAGUGAUCAGGAUUUUUUUUGUAAAAAGAUACUUAAGUAAAUUCUAAGGUACUUUGCAUUAGCAAAUGUUUGGCUGCCCUGUGUUGGGAGUUGUAGCCCAACAACAUCUGGAGGGCACCAGGCAGGCAAAGGCUGCCCUAAAGAGUGAUCUAAUUUAGUACAUUUGUUUUACUUUUAUUUCAUAAGAUGCUUUGGCUGUGUACAGUAAAGCUAACCAACUGAAUAUAUUCCAUAAGCAAUGCUAAGAAGGUUGAAGCUGCCAGGCUUACUUAUUUGUAGUUUGCAUCCAUUCACCGUUACUGGUGAAAUUAUUUCUGGAAAAAGUAUCCACCCUACAUCACUGUGCUUCGGGAGAGCAGGAACAAUGAAACUCUCACCCUGUCCUGCUCCUGUUGGAGUGUACUGUAUAAGAAACAAGACUGGCAAAGUUAUGUUGACACUUGAGACAGAAACUCCCACAGGCAUUUCUUCUCCUUUAUGGCAGUAAAAAUGCAAUAAUAAAUUAACUAAAGAACCAUUUGCUGCCCCCCCAGUUGACCAAAAUUCCACUCUGCUGAUCCUGUUUGUGUUGUGUUUGCCGCAACAUACUGCUAUCCACUUGAGAAGUUGUAUCUUGGAACUUUGCUGUGAUUUUUAAAUUUUGUUUUAUACUACUUCAUCCCAUACCACACCACCUACUUGUGGGAUAAGAUAGACUGCAAGCGAGAGUGGCAGCCCAAGAUCACACAGGGGCCUUCAUGGCUGAGUGUGACUUUGAAUCUGGGUCUUCCCAGUCUUAGGCCGGUACUCUGAGCAGUGGUGCAUGGUUCUCUCCUGUCCCCUUUUCUCCUUGGCUACAAUCCUGUGAAGUACAUGAGGUGCUGAAUUAUCCAAGUUCACCUAGUAAACAUUGUAGCUGAGCAUGGAUUUGAAGAACACCCAGCACUUUUAUAUUACAGUCACACCUCGGGUUAAGUAUGCUUCAGGUUGAGUACUUUCAGGUUAAGUACUCCGCGGACCCAGAAGUGCUCAUUUCCGAGUUCCGCUGCAUGCGCAGAAGCAAUCUGUGUGCUAUGCGCAGAAGCGUUCUGUGCUCUAUCGGCACUUCACGCAUGCGCUCUAUCGCCACUUUUUGGGGUGCGAAUGGCACCCCGGAACCAAUUAAGUACUUAAUCCGAGGUACUACUGUAAAUGUUGAUUUUUAAAAUCUGGAAUACUGUCUUUUUUAUUUUAUAGUACAGUACAUUAAUUAUGGCCUUCAUUUUAUGGAUCAAUGGUCUCAUUAGACCAGGCAUCCCCAAACUUCGGCCCUCCAGAUGUUUUGGACUACAAUUCCCAUCUUCCCUGACCACUGGCCCUGUUAGCUAGGGAUCAUGGGAGUUGUAGGCCAAAACAUUGGGAAGGCCGCAGUUUGGGGGUGCCUGCAUUAGACAGUAAAAUGUGUGUUAAAUUGCUGUUUUAGGGGGUGUUUUUCAUCGUCUGGAAUGGAUUAAUCCACUUUCCAUUGCUUUCAAUGGGAAAGUUCACUUCAGGUUAAGUAUGGACUUCCGGAACCAAUUAAGUACUUAACCUGAAGUACCACUGUCAUCAUCCCUCUGCAAAUUGUUUUGUGGUCACACACACACACAGAGGACACAUGACAAAGCUGGGGUGGAGAGAGCAGCACCUGUUGAAUAUAUCACACGUGCAGCUUUUUAAAGGGCACAGGAUACCAGAUUUCAAAGAAGGGACUGUUCAUAAGCAUGAAUUGUACCAGGAAGGAGUACAGUUCUUCCUUUAGCAGAACUGUGACAUAAAUGUCAGCAGCCCUAGAAGGAUGUGGCCUGAAGCGUUUGACAAUAUAUUCAUUCAAUUCUGCCAUCAUCAGGCUUCCCUUGUGAUGCCUUCCUUCCUUCAUGUACAUUGAGUACCAUGAAUAGGUUUUAGCUGCUCUCUGAUUCACAGUUGAUUCACAGCUAACAUACUUUAACUUUCAUACCUACUUUUUAUAUGUCAAAUAAGCUUACAUCUGGAGCUCUGGUUCUAAUCAUUACUGAUUGAGAGUGCAGAACAGGGGCAGUCAUAAAUUAUCUGUCAUUAUUCUGAAAUAGUAGCAUGACUUUAAAUUCCUUAACAAAUAAUUAACAUCAUGAACUCAGAAGAAAAUUGAAUAUGCUGACUCGACCAAGUGGACUUACCAUUGACGACUCUCAACUUGAUGGGCCUUUGUUACAAAUUUUAUUUAUGAACAAUACUGUUUCAAAGCAAUAUCAUCAAGAAAUAGAAGAUUUUAUAUCUUGUUUAGUUCAAAAAUAUGAGGAGCAACAAAGUGCUGAAUCUGACAAGACCUACUUCAAUGUUAAGCCGCAGCCUUCUAGUUUUAUGUUGGAAGAAGACCAUAAAGUGACAAUCUCAAAUACAUCAAAAAAAAUCAAGGAGGCCUUUAGUGUUGUAGGAAGUGUUCUCUAUUUUACCAAUUUUUGUCUUGAUAAACUGGGGCAGCCUAUAUUAAAUGAAAACCCUCAGCUGACAGACGGAUGGGAAAUACCCAAAUACCAGCAAGUUUUCACGCAGAUUCUUUCUCUAGAUGGACAGGAGAUACAAGUAAAGCCUAAAAGCAGGCCAAAAUCUCACUGCUUCAAUUGUGGCUCUGAAGACCACCAAAUGAAAGAUUGUCCACAGCCACGAAAUGCUGCCCGUAUAAGUGAAAAAAGGAAGCAGUUUAUGGAUGCUUGUGGGGAAGCAGGAAACCAAAACUUCCAACAGCGGUACCAUGCAGAUGAAGUUGAAGAAAGGUUUGGAAGGUUCAAACCAGGAAUAAUUAGCGAGGAACUUCAAGAUGCACUUGGUGUCACUGACAAGACUCUUCCUCCUUUCAUCUAUCGAAUGCGGCAACUGGGCUAUCCCCCAGGUUGGCUCAAGGAAGCAGAAAUGGAAAAAUCUGGACUAACACUCUAUGAUGGAAAGGCAUCUCCUGGUGGUGAAACAGAGGCGGAAGAAUAUUACCAACAGAAUUGGCGUGUCACUUAUGAUGUCUCUAAGUUGAUAAACUAUCCAGGUUUUAAUAUGUCCACUCCAAAUGGAGUAACAGAUGAAUGGAGGAUGUUUGGUUCCGUACCCCUUCAGCCCAGUCAGCAGAAGGAUAUCUUUGCCCACUAUCUUUCUACCUAUCAUUCGUCGAGCCCAAAGUCCAGCAAUAAAAGAUCUUCAUCUCACCAGAACUCUCAUCAUCCAAAAAGACAGAAAGGACACAGUGCUGAAGUAUCAUCAGCUGACAUGGAGAUGGAUUCUGACUUUGAAGCUCCACACAGUUCUCCUGGCUAUGAUAGCUUCCAGUUCCAACCUCCACUGCCUCCAGGGUCACCACUGAAUGCCACUCCUCCCCCAUUGCCACGUGGGACCCCUCCAUGUACUCCCCCCAACAUUACCCCUCCACAGCUUCCUCCAUGUAUUCCCCUACCAGUUUCCCGUGAUACUCCACCUUUGACUCCUUCCAGUGAUUCUGCUCCACUGAGAGCAGAGGGCUCUGCUACGGAUGAAGACACUUUAACACUGGAAGAGCUUGAGGAGCAGCAGCGCCUCAUUUGGGCAGCCCUGGAGCAAGCAGAUAGUGCAAACAGUGACUCUGACAUACCUGGAGAGAAUCCUUUAACAGGAAACUCUGUAGCCUCAUCACCAUCUCGAGCCGAGUCAGACAUUUUCCCAGAAGAAAUAACAUGCAAGAAGCUGGAUGUAUUGGAACUUGGGACUUCAGACAACAGUGAACAGGUACUCAAAGCAGAAGAGUCCGAAAAGAAACAGAUUUCAGGUGAUGAACCGAUUGAUUUGACAGACAAUGAAGAACCGAACCACAUGGAUUCUGAAGGCAGUGUGGAGAACUGCCCCUCAACCUCAGUGUCCAGGGAAAGCCAGAGUGACACUCCUGUGGUCAUCAGUGCUGAGGUGCCCAAAAAUGCCAGCCCUGUCCCUGACAUGAGCAAGUUUGCUGCUGGGAUAACACCUUUUGAAUUUGAUAACAUGGCUGAAUCUACUGGGAUUUACCUCCGAAUAAGAAGUGUGCUAAAGAACUCUCCUAGGAACCAGCAGAAAAGCAAGAAGGCUUCCUCCUAGGUGCCCUGUGACUACUGCGGCACGCUUGCACCCAAAAGAAACUGACUGGCCAAUUAACUUUGGAUACUACUCUGUACUUACU
This is a messenger RNA of Zootoca vivipara (common lizard), 4663 nucleotides long. The record is from RefSeq and is a predicted model, not a curated record. NCBI's taxonomy places the organism in Eukaryota, Metazoa, Chordata, Lepidosauria, Squamata, Lacertidae.